GACAACCUCAUCCCUGUACUCCACACAUACAAUUGUCAGGUGAUUGUGCAGGCCAGGUCAUCUGAUGCAGCGCUCCAUCACUCUCCUUCUUGGUCAAAUAGCCCACACAGCCUACAGGUGUGUUUUGGGUCAUUGUCCUGUUGAAAAACAAGUUAUAGUCCCACUAAUCGCAAACCAGAUGGGAUGGUGUAUCGCUACAGAAUGAUCUGGUAGCCAUGCUGGUUAAGUGUGCAUUGAAAUUCUAAAUAAAUCCCAACAUUAUCAACAGAAAAGCACCCACACACCAUCACACCUCCUCCUCCAUGCUUCACGGUGGGAACCACACAUGCACAGAUCAUCUGUUCACCUAGUUAACUCUAAUGAGCGUAUCCUCUGCAGCAGAAGCAACUCUGGGUCUUCCUUUCCUGUGGCAGUCCUCAUGAGAGCCAGUUUCAUCAUAGUGCUUGAUAGUUUUUGCGACUGCGCUUGAAGAAACUGACUGACCUUCAUGUUUUGAAGUAAUGACGGAUUGUCGUUUCUCUUUGCUUAUUUGAGCUGUUCUUGCUAAAAUAUGGACUUAACAAAUAGUGCUGUAUACCACCCCUACCUUGUCACAACACAACUGAUUGGCUCAAACACAUUAAGAAGGAAAGAAAUUCCACAAAUGAACUUUUAACAAGGCACACCUUUUCAUUGAAAUGCAUUCCAGGUGACUACCUCGUGAAGCUGUUUGAGUGAAUGCCAAGAUUGUGCAAAGCUGUAAUCAAUGCAAAGGGUGGCUACUUUGAAGAAUCUCAAAUAUAUCAUAUAUUUUGAUUCGUGUAUUGGUUACUACAUGAUUCCAUAUGUGUUAUUUCAUAGUGUUGAUGUCUUCACUAUUAUUCUACAAUGGAUAAAAUACUAAAAAUUAAGAAAAACUCUGGAAUGAGUAGGUGUGUCCAAACUUUUGACUGGUGCUGUAUGUGAGAAGGAGUGAUGGCAUCACUCACUCACUCCUAACACUUCAGACUGGGAGGAACUCAAGUUUGAACCGUCACUGUUCACGAGGCUUUGCAUACAGAAGGAGUGAUGGCAUCACUCACUCACUCCUAACACUUCAGACUGGGAGGAACUCAAGUUUGAACCGUCACUGUUCACGAGGCUUUGCAUACGUGGUAGGACCACCAAUGGAGUUUGCCUGUGGGUUUGUUUAUGUCCCUCCAUCAACCUAUCAGAGGGAAGUCCACACGAAACCACAAAUUGCAGUUAAACGUUCAGCUCUCCUUCCUCCCCCAAACAGAAUCCGUCCCCGCAGUCCUCCCCCUCCUCCUCCAGCACAACUACAAAAACAACAACACCACUCUCCAGAACAGAGAAUCACUGAGAAAUGUUUUAAAAAUGCUCUGCUCCCCCCAUUCAUGCGAUCUCAAUUGCCUGCUUGCGUCCAGCCAAUCCCAGGCCCACCUUCCCUUCUCCCUUCCAAUAGCCAGAGGCUGACCUAUGACCUUCCAAAGAAGGAGCCAGACAUUGGGAGUCAUCCAUGGGAUCCAGACUACUCAUACAAUAUCCCAGAAGGCAGUGGGGAAGAGAUGAAGCAUCCAAACACCACCGGCAGCAGUGGAUCUGCACAGAAGUCAGCUCCAGCCUUGCCACCAAGACCUUACUUUAUGAAGUCCUGUCCAGAAUACCUAGUUCUGUUGCCAGAUUCUUUCUCCUCCUCAAAGUCCUCCUCUUCAUCCUCCAGAUCAAGGGAACCAUUGGUGGGGAAUCCAAAUGUGAUCCUAGUCAGUUUGGGGGAGCUGAUAUCAGAGGAAAACGCGUUCACCAUAGAGGGAGAGCCCACCUGCUGCUCCCAGUGUGGCUCUGUGCUGGACUCCUUCUAUGACAAUGUGGUGAAUGUCUGUUAUUUUUGCCAGUCAUCAUUGGAACCACCCACCUCCUCAUCUGCCACCUGUCUCGGUUGCCGGGACAGUGUCUUCCUGUUGACCCCUGGUGACAAGGCCCUGGCCCUUACAGACACCCUGCUACUGUUCUGUAUCGACAUCUCAGCGUCCAUGAGUAUCACCUCCCAGGUGUUGGAAGGAAAACAGCCAAUCUACGGGUCACGUCUUCAGUUUGUUCAGGAAGCAGUGUUACAGAGUGUUCGGAAGCUGAGUGAAACACAACCACACAUGCGAGUAGGACUCAUCACGUUCAACAAUCAGGUGACUCUGCAUGGAUAUGACGAGUUCACCUCGCGUUGUUUGCGGGGUGCGGAGUUGAUUGACAGUGAAUACCUUAAGGAAGCAGCGUUCAGCUUCCCCAGCCCACAACCCCUCUCCAGGACCAGGGACUGUCUACAGAGAGAGAUUCUAGGAUUGUCUGAGAGUGGUGCCACGGCUUUAGGUCCUGCUUCUCUUGUAGCCAUAGCGAUGGCUUCUCGGCAACCAGGGUCAAAGGUGAUCAUCUGCACAGAUGGAAAGGCCAACACAGACCUGGGGAAUCUGGAGGUGGAGGACAUUGAUGCCCGACCUUGCCUCUCCUCCACUAUCUUCUACCACGACCUGGGGAAGUACGCUGCUAGCCAGGGGGUGACGGUAUCAGUGUUGGCUAUCGAGGGGACAGACUGCAGACUUGAUGAGCUGGGGAGACUUGCAGACUGCACAAGCGGAAAGGUGGUGAUAGCAAGUCCACAUGAACUAUACACUGAAUUUGAGGAGAUUAUUGAGAACAGGACGAUAGCGACACACUGUAGUGUCACUUUGCUGCUCCCCACAACACUGUGUGUGAAAGGAGAGAGGGAGGCUGGGAACAGGGUGACCAGAGAGGUGGGAAAUGUGGCAUCAGACACAGAAAUCACCUUUCAAUUUGGAGCGAGGGAACACGGCUCACAGGGAGAGGUGUCAGCCCCAGUGGCAGGUGGCCGUGUGUCUGUUCAGCUGCAGCUGAGAUACAGACAGAAGGAUGGACACAGUAUGCUCAGAGUGCUGACGGCUGAUAAAGAGGUGACGGAUGACAGCUCAGUGGUCCUCUCCUCUCUGUUUCUAGCAAUAAUUCAGCUCAACUCAUCCCAGGCCAGCGCCGCUCUAGCUGUCAGGGGCCGCUUCCAAGACGCAAAGAGUGAGGGGGAGACACAGAGGGAACUGAUGGAGAGAGCCCUAGCGUAUGAUAGAAGUGCAGAAGACAAACUGAUUUAUUCAAAAUGGCUUAAAACCAUGGACCCUAUACACAACAGCCUACAAAACUACACAAGGAGACAAUCCAUACGUUCUGAUACACUGCAGUCUCUAACAGACAUGGGUGCUGCACUGCUGUACAGCAUGAAGAACAGCAACAGGUCUAGUUCACUGAAGGAAAAGCACCAACACUGAUUGGUGGCUACUGACUAUGCCUGAUAUCCUUGGAAGUUAUUCAAGUCCUACCGACUUCUGGGGAGGCCUAUUUAUACACAAAUCUGACUAAUUAAUGUAUCUAAAAAAAAAUUCUACAUCUGGAAAUAUAUGAUUUAAAAUAGCAUUAACUGUCGAUAUUGUACUUGUUCAUUCUAUUUGUAAAUAGAAUGUUCUUAUCUAUGCACACUGUCAGAACGUCAUGUCAGAACUGCGAUGGCACAUAGCAAGUGAAAUGGGUUUGUACCUGCAGUGCCUUCAGAAUGUAGUCAUACCCCUUGACUUAUUCCACAAUUUGCUGUGUUACAGGCUGCACUCAAAAUGUAUUCAUCUACACACAAUACCCCAUAAUGACAAACUGAAAACAUGUUCUUCGAAAAUGUUGCAGAUGUCUUGAAAUUGAAAUAAAUAAAUAUCUAAUUUCCCUAAGUAUUCACACCCCUGAGUCAAUACUUUGUGGAAGCCCCUUUGGCAGCAAUUACAGCUGUGAAUCUUUCUGGGUAAGUCUCUUAAGAGCUUUCCAUACCUGGAUUGCGCAACAUUUGCCCACUAUUCUUUUCAAAAUUCUUCAAGCUCUGUCAAAUUGGUUGUUGAUAAUUGCUAGACAACCAUUUUCAGGUCUUGUCAUAGAUUUUCAAGUAGAUUUAAGUCAACUGUCACUUGGCUACUCAGGAACAUUCACUUUCUUCUUGGUAAACAAUUCCAGUGUAGAUUUGGUGUUGUUUCAGGUUAUUGUCCGGCUGUCCUUGUUCCGUUCAUCUUUCCCUCAAGCCUGACCAGUCUUCCAGUUCCUGCCCCUGAAAAACAUCCCCACAGCAUGAUGCUGCCACCACCAUGCUUCACCGUAGGGAUGGUGGCAGGUUUCCUCCAGGCGUAACAAUUGGCACUUAGGCGAAAGUGUUCAAUCAUGGUUUCAUCAGACCAGAGAAUCUUGUUUCUCAUGGUCAGAGAGACAUUUAGGUGCCUUUUGGCAAACUCUAAGCGGGCUGUCAUCUGCCUUUUUCCAGAGGAGUGGUUUCCGUCUGGCCACUCUACCAUAAAGGUCUGAUAGGUGGAGUGCUGCAGAGAUGGUUGUCCUUCUGGAAAGUUAUCCCAUCUCCACAAAGGAACUCUGGAGCUCUGUCAGAGUGACUCUCGGGUUCUUGAUCACCUUCCUGACCAAGGCCCUUCUCCCACAAACUUCUUCCAUUUAAGAAUGAUGGAGGCCACUGUCUUCUUGGGGACCUUCAAUGCUAGAGAAAUGUUUUGGUACCCUUCCCCAGAUCUGUGCCUCGACACAAUCUUGUCUCGGGGCUCUACGGACAAUUCCUUUGACCUUAUGGCUUGUUUUUUGCUCUGACAUGCACUGUCAACUGUGAGACCUUGUAUAGACAGGUGUGUGCCUUUCCAAAUCAUGUUCAAUCAAUUGAAUUUACCACAGGUGGACUCCAAGUUGUAGAAACAUCUCAAGAUGAUUCAUGGAAACAGGAUGCACCUGAGUUCAAUGUUGAGUGGGUCUAAAUACUUAUGUAAAUAAGGUAUUUCUGUUUUACAUUUUUUUAAUUUUUCUAAAUAUUCAAAAAGCCUGUUUUCGCUUUGUCAUUAUGGGGUAUUGUGUGUAUAUUGAUGAGAAAAUGUUUUAUUUAAUAAAUUUCAGAAUAAAGUUGUAAGGUAACAAAAUGUAGAGAAAAUCAAGGGGUCUGAAUACAAAUGCACUAAAAGUGAAUUGCUUUGCCAAUUUCUUUUGCAGUAUUACGUUAGUGCCUUGUUGCGAACAGGACGCAUGUUUUUGAACAUUUGUACUCUGUACAGGCUUCCUUCCUCCUUCCUUAUUUUCCCUCUGUCAAUUAGGGUAGUAUUGUGAAGUAACUUCAAUGUUGUUGAUCCAUCCUCAGUUUUCUCCUAUCCCAGCCAUUCAACUCUGUAACUGUUUGUAAGUCACCUUUGGCCUCAUGGUGAAAACCCUGAGCGGUUUCCUUCUUCUCCGGCAACGGAGUUAGGAAGAAUGCCUGUAUCUUUGUAGUGACUGGGUGUAUUGACACCAUCCAAAGUGUAAUUAACUUUAUGCUCAAA
Oncorhynchus keta (chum salmon) is the source of this 5378-nucleotide messenger RNA. RefSeq names its product circularly permutated Ras protein 1. NCBI's taxonomy places the organism in Eukaryota, Metazoa, Chordata, Actinopteri, Salmoniformes, Salmonidae. Gene Ontology annotation, biological process: COPII-coated vesicle cargo loading; intracellular protein transport; endoplasmic reticulum to Golgi vesicle-mediated transport. The coding region runs from base 1146 to 3308 and encodes 720 amino acids. The record is from RefSeq and is a predicted model, not a curated record. Gene Ontology annotation, molecular function: zinc ion binding; SNARE binding. Gene Ontology annotation, cellular component: endoplasmic reticulum exit site; COPII vesicle coat. The transcript has 23 exons.